AUGUCGUCUCUCAUCAAGUCUUACGUCAAGCACGGUGUGAAAAAGAUUGGCGAAGGGACGUACGGCGAGGCUUACCGAGGAGAAGACGGCGUCGUGAUGAAAAUCGUGCCGAUGGGCGGCGAUGCCUUGGUCAACGGCGAGGUUCAGAUGGGUCCAGGCGAGAUUCGUUCGGAAACUUCCAUCUUAAAGGCACUCACGGCGUUGCGUGACCACGAAGCGGAUGAAAACGCGAAGAAUUUCACCGACGGUUUCAUUCGUCUUCUCGACGCGUCGGUGUGCCGAGGUCCGUAUUCAAAAAAGCUACUCGAGGCGUGGGACAAGUACGCAUCCACGGGUGCGAGCGAGAACGAAAAGCCCGAUGAUUUGCCGAGUAAUCAAUUGUACAUUUCGUUCGCGUGCGACGAUGGUGGGACAGACUUGGAACAUUUCGAGCUUCGAUCGAUGACGGAAACAGUCGCCAUGCUCUUCCAAAUCGUCGUCGCCUUGUCCGUGGCCGAAGAGGCGAGUCAGUUCGAGCACAGAGAUUUGCAUUGGGGUAACGUUCUCAUCAAACGUACUCGCACGAAGCAAAAACGCGCCAAACUGAACGGGGUGGAGCUGAACAUCCAAACCUCUGGCUUGGACGUCACGAUCAUCGACUUCACCCUGUCUCGCCUCACCACCGAAGACGGCGACGCGUUUUGCGACUUGAACGCCGACCCCGAGCUUUUCGCGGGACCGAAAGGUCACUGUCAAUCGGAAACGUACCGUCGAAUGAAACGAGUCACCAAGGGCAAGUGGAACAAGUACUGCCCGAAGACCAACGCGCUGUGGCUGCACUACUUGGCGGAUACGGUUUUGGAGCAAAAAGAUUUCAACGUCACCGCGGAGGACAAACAGCGACUCGUCGCGUUCCGAAAGCGAGCGCUCGACUACAAAUCUGCGGGCGAAAUCGUGUUCGACGAACUCUUCUCCGGCAUCUGGACUUCUGGAAAGAAGAACUAA
Molecule: messenger RNA, 984 nt
Organism: Ostreococcus lucimarinus CCE9901
Lineage: Eukaryota; Viridiplantae; Chlorophyta; Mamiellophyceae; Mamiellales; Bathycoccaceae
Exons: 1
Coding region: 1-984 (327 amino acids)
Biological process (GO): intracellular signal transduction; protein phosphorylation; mitotic cell cycle
Cellular component (GO): nucleus; cytoplasm
Molecular function (GO): ATP binding; histone H3T3 kinase activity
Source: RefSeq, a predicted model, not a curated record